GACUUACUUCACAAACGCACAAGCAGACGUCACGCGUUACGGAUUACGAAAAACAUUUAUUUCUAUUUAAUUUUUCCUUUAUUAUUCUUUAUUUUGCUAAUAAUAUAAUGUUUACAAUCAGGAAAUAGAAUACACAUUGCCAGUUCGCAGAGUAACAUUAUUGUUUCGUCAAGAAUGGAGGCAAAUGGUGCAGUUUUGUGUGACAAUUUGAUUAAGUGGUUGCAGACUUUAGAUCUUAAAGCAAAACAUGGAAAUCCAUCAGAACUGUCCGAUGGUGUGGCAAUUGCGGAGGCACUCACACAAAUUGCACCAGAAUAUUUUUCACCGGGAUGGAAUUUGAAAAUAAAAACAGACGUCGGACAUAAUUGGAGGCUAAAAGUUAGCAAUCUGAAAAAGAUAUUGGAGGGUGUUGUAGAUUAUCAUCAAGAUAUUCUAAAUUUAAGUUUACAAGAGUUCUCAAGGCCAGAUGUAGUAAAUAUAGCUGAGACUGCCGAUGCCUCAGACUUGGGGCGACUGUUACAACUUGUUUUAAGUUGUGCAGUAAAUUGCGUCAAAAAGGAAGAGUACAUCACAAGAAUAAUGGAAAUGGAGCUCUCAUGUCAAAGAUCUAUAAUGCAAGCAAUACAGGAACUGCAGACAUUAACGCUGGGCGUGAAUCGUGGCAGUGUAGGCUUGGACGCGCCGCCGGUCGAGCAGUCUGAUGCGGACAUGAGAGAAGCCCUCGCGCAGAGGUGCCAUGAACUAGACACGCAGGUUAAAAUUCUCCAAGAAGAGAAGAUGACGUUGUUGAGUGAGGUGGCGAGGUUGACAGCGGCGCGGGAAGCCGUUGUCGACUCAGGAGAGGCGGAGCUAGAUGACGCAGGAGCUUCACUGGGUCCUGCUCAUGCUGGCACAUUGCGUUACACCACCAUGAGGUCACAAUUAGACGCUCUAAAAGAUGAACUGGAUAAGGUGGAACUCCAAAGAGAUGAUCAGCAUGCAAGAGCUGAUGCUUUAGAGCGGGAGUUGGCGUUGAUGAAGCUUAGGAAUGAGGAGUUGCAGAUGGCAGCUUCGGAAAACGUUGCAUUAAAGGAUGAAUUGGACGCGUUAAGAGAGACGGCUGCUAAGGCAGCAGCUUUAGAAGCUACGGUCGCUUCCUAUAAAAAGAGGAUGGAGGAACACGUGGACUUGAGGAGGCAGGUGAAGCUACUGGAACGAGCCAAUACGGAGCACGUGCAGCGCGCCAUUGAACAUGAACAGGCCGCCGCUAAAGCGAACGCGAUACGAGCACAACUUGACAUUUAUAAGAAACAAGUAAUGGACCUAAAUGAGAAACUGGACGCAGAGAUAACGAAGGCGGACAAGCUGGAGAUUGAGAACAAGAAGCUGAGCAGCCGCGCGGCGUCCGUGCAGCGCGAGCGGGACGCGCUGCUGGCCGAGCGGGACACGCUGCGGGACACCGUCGACGAGCUGCGCUGCUCUACUAUUACUGCUGGUGCCAAUGAAGAUAACGUGUCCCGUGAACUGAUCCCCAAUGACCUGAAGGAGCAACUCAUUCGAUUGGAACACGAAAACAAACUGUUAAGGCAGAACCAAGAUCAGGCGUCUGUUCAGGCUCUAUUAGAAGACUAUGUAGCGCGAUUAGAGAAGCAGCGAGCAAUGAAUCGGGAAGCGAACCAACGUAUCAUGCAGUUAGAAGCUACGUUAGAGGCACCGCAUCCGAGAUUAGCAUCUGCUAUUGAGGAUAAUCAGAGGAAAUCAUUGCAAGUAGAAGAAUUACAAGCGGCCUUAGCGGAGGAGCGGCGGAGAAUCACAAAGUUACAAGAGGCGGUAGCGGCGAGGGACGCGGAACUGUUGGCCACUGAGGAUAAAUACAAGAAGUGCCUGGAGAAGGCUAAGGAUGUUAUUAAGUCGCUAGAUCCUAGAGCCUCUGCUCAACCGUCUCUGUCAGACAUAACAUUAGGUUACUCUCGUGCGGCGGGCGCCGGGGCUGGACCCUCGAGGCCCGAGAUCGCACCAGCAGCGAGUAAUAGGAAUGAUUGGUCUGGCAGUGCGGAGGACAGCGCGCGCGGCGGCGGCGCGGCGGGUGCCAGCGAGCAGCGGCUGCUGACGAGCGCGUGGUACGCGCUGGGCGCGCGCUGCCACCGCGACGCCGUGGACACGCGCUUCACGCUGCUGUCGGCGGGCCACUCCUUCCUGGCGCGCCAGCGUCGCCAGCCGCCGCGCCCGCGACCGCAUGCCGCGCCCAGCCCCGCGCCGCCCGCGCCCGCGCAGUGACGCAUGUAAGUCUACACGCUCGGGAACCAACGUACGUCAGUCAUCGGUCUAAUCUUUAUCCAAAAUCUCUGGAUUAGUUUUUGACAGAAACUCCAUAUAAGUAAUGUCAAAAAUCGAUCUUAAUUUACCGAUUUUGGAUUGAGAUUGCUUACUAAACAUCACAAAACUGCUGUCAAAAUCGAAACUGUAUUUGACAAAAAUGCCUGUCUACUUUCAAGGAGGCAUCCUUGAAACCAGACAGUUUAAUUUACUGUAUGUAUUCCGAUGCUGUGUACUAAGAGUAACUAGCGCAUAAGUGUUCACGGAGAAACACGGAAAUAAGUCCACAAUGUGUUCCAUUACCCAUCGGUUUGAGCGAACUUAUAUUUGUGAUUGGCCAGGAUAUGUGUAUCUUUUGUAAAUAAAUAAUAUUUGUGUAUAACUAUUUACACUAACGUGAUUGGUCGCUGGCCGAGCGGUCUCUUCCAUCUAUUAAUGUUCUGUUAUUUCUACGUCACUUGAAAUCACAUAUAAUUUUUGUAUCUAUUGUAAUAUCCGUACGUAAAGACGUGCUGCAAAAUAGUCCCAGUGGGGCAGAUGUUAGUUUUAAAUAAAGACACAUUCUGUAUUAUAAGAACAUGUUAUGUGACCUAAGUAGACACUUUAUUACAAUUAUUUCCUAAAUAAUGUCUCUUUGUAUGAAAAAGACAUUUUUUGAGUACUAAUUUUGCUCAUGAUAUGUGUUAAUUAUUUUAGAUUAAAUUAUAAAGCACGAAAUGUAACCACCUGGUUAAAUUAGCUAUUAUCAAUGUGAAGAAACUUUUAGAAAAAAUUGCAAUAUUUAGUUAUGUAUUAUUUUGUGAUUUUCUAGCUAGGUAUUGACGAUAAAAUGUUGAAAGGUUAAAAUAUUCAGAAGAGAAAGUUAACAAAGGUAGUAUGGCCCUCAUAAGCCCUUUGUUCUAUUCAAAGUAAUCGAUCAUUUCAUCACCAAAAGUCCAUAGAUUUCAACAUGUGAUCUUUAACGUGUUAAGUCUUAAGACAUAAGAGUUUCACUUGCAACAAAUGCAUUAAUUUGUAUCUGUCUACUGAACAAAACAGAUUUUUACAAGACAAUGUUGUCUUGUAAAAAUAAAAAUAACUACAAUAUGGACCGGAGUUAUUUUGUUGCUCUACAUAAACUCGAAACUACGCAAUAUUUUUUAACUCUUUCAUUUUUAACGCUAAAUAAUAAUAAUUAAUUUGAACAAAAAAUAUUCUAAUUUAUUAGUUAAAAGGACGAGCUUGCGCAAAGUGCGGAAUAUAUUGCGUAAUUUUUUCGCAAUAGUCUCGUAAUUGCGCAACUUGGAAAUGCCAAGACUUUUCUACCGUAUUGAUGCCACUUCAAUAUAUUGCCUUAUGGGUUGAUUACAAAAUUAUAAAUAUGUAUUUCCAUGCGUCAUUAAGGUUUAUUUAAAUUUAAAAUUUACUUAUUUUUUCAAUAUUGGUGGUUAAAAUAUAUUCGGUGUUGAAAAUUCACCUCUAGUGGUGCUUUCUCAAAAGAAAUGUUAGAAAAUGUUUUAGAGUAGAAUAGCCAAGAAAAAUAAGCUUAAUUGAAGGAGAUAUUUUCUAUAAUUACGCUUUACUCGUAUCAGCUCUUGAGAUUUACCAUAACCAAAAAUGAAUGAUCAUACAAUGUACCUAUUACCUAUAUAAUCUCUUAACUAUGAUUUCAAAUAAUUAUUUAUAUUCUAUCAAUCUGUAUUCUAUUCUUCUUGAAGUUGUAAAGUCUACUAUUUACUUCGUUAUUAUUAUUUGUGAUUUUCUAUACAUCACCUUUAGUAUAUUUUCGUUUUUUUAAAGGUCAUUGGAGUUCAAUGAUUCUUGUAGAUCAGUAGGUGAUAUUCGUGAUAAGAUAGCAGUAUAUAACUGUACUGUAUGGUUCAUGGGAUACAAAGCUAUGGUGUAAAGUCCUUGAGCUAAUCUAUUCCCGUCCCUUCGAGAUAUACCUAAUUUUGACAGAAUAUAUAACCGAUAAUAUUGUAUAUUUAUAAAAAUGGCGUACGCCUUAUAAUACUUUCCUUAAACUGUGACAAUAUUGUAUUUUCCGCUAAUUACCUUAUUUUAGUUUAGGUUAACAAAUAUGUGUGAUCCUAGAACAAAUCUAAGCUUCGUGCACUACAUAUAUUUUAAGAUAAUAAUUAUCGUAAUGUUUAUAACAUCGUUUUAUAUCAGUAUUUUGUUAAUAUUUAUAAAUGUUGUAACCGAAGUCUUGUCUAAUCAGAAUUUAUUAUUUGUUAAUUUUUGUAAACUAUUAUUAUCACAUUAGCAAUCGAAUCAAACAUUAUUAUUGUCAAUAUGUAUAGAUUAUAUCAAUUAUUAUGCAUUUUAUUAUGUAUCUGUGUAAAAUUACGAUUUAAUUCAUACUGGUAACAGUAUCAGUACAGUGAAUGGAACUAUUGAUGCGGAGCAGUGCAAAUUAUUUAUUUAAUUUUAGUAUAAAUUGUAAUUUAUUGUUAAUGAUGACAAUAUAGUUUUGGAUUUUUUAAUAUACCUUA
Molecule: messenger RNA, 4769 nt
Organism: Spodoptera frugiperda (fall armyworm)
Lineage: Eukaryota; Metazoa; Arthropoda; Insecta; Lepidoptera; Noctuidae
Gene: hook
Product: protein hook
Exons: 13
Coding region: 175-2256 (693 amino acids)
Biological process (GO): cytoplasmic microtubule organization; cytoskeleton-dependent intracellular transport
Cellular component (GO): centrosome; cytoplasm
Molecular function (GO): microtubule binding; dynein light intermediate chain binding
Source: RefSeq, a predicted model, not a curated record